Pantherophis guttatus is the source of this 5428-nucleotide messenger RNA. The record is from RefSeq and is a predicted model, not a curated record. NCBI's taxonomy places the organism in Eukaryota, Metazoa, Chordata, Lepidosauria, Squamata, Colubridae.
AAAAAUAUAUAUUCUGUUCUUGUUCUUCUUCCUGUUCCUUUCUCAUUCUACUCCAUUCCAUAUUUUCUGUUCUGUUCCUUUCCCUUCUAUUCUAUUCGACUCCAAUCUAUUAAGAAUACCAAAAUGGGGGUUGGAGUUGCUCCCUACGCGGAUUUGGAAUCCCUUUAGGCUUCUCCCUCUUAAAAGUUGGUUGGGAUCUUCUCCAAUCCUUGCAAAGAUCUACAAAAGGCGGAGCCCAAUCCGCCCGGGCGGGCUUUGCAAAACUUGAGACCGGGGGUGAAGCACGUGCAAGGGGGGGACUCGCUCCCUUUUAAAGGCAGAAAGAAGCGCGCCCUCGCCUUCCCAGAGGCCGAAGUUGCCCCGAAGAAGUCGGAGCGGAGAGCGGGGGACCGAUUUGCAGAUCCAGACCGCGAGGAAGCGCGAUCCCGUUUACCCAGGAAGCCAAGGGAAUCCGGAGCGGAGUCGGCCUGGCAGGAGAGGAACGGAUUAUUCGCUGCGGAUGCUGUGACCUUGCUAAACCUGCUCAAAACAUCUGGACUCACAGCAUCCUACUGAGCCGCCAGAGUGGAUACCUAGAGCUCUCACAACUGCUCGCCUAAAGCAGCACCUGGGACUUUGAGCUUUCUGUGCAGUCUCAUACUCCAUAUAUACACAACAUCUGCCGUGAAGAAGACCUGCGUGCCAAUAAUUAACCCCCCCCCUCCCCAAAAUGGCCAAACGGAAAGUGGACAUUGAAAACAGGUGCUUUCAAAAGAGGUGGGAGGCAGAGUACCUGUUUGUUAAUAUUGAAGAUCAGGCCGUCUGCCUUGUUUGCAGAGAUACUGUGGCUGUAUUUAAAGAAUAUAACAUGAGACGACACUAUGAGGCCAAACAUCCGGACAAGUACAAAAACCUGGACAUACAGCAGAAGCUAAAGAAAGUGGAAGAGCUGAAAAAGAGUCUGAUGUCGUUCAUAAAAGCAAAAUCACAACGUGAAGCUGCUGUGAAAGCUAGUUUUAUAGUGGCGGAAGAGAUAGCUAAAUCAGCCUGGCCGUUUACAGAGGGGGAGUUUUUGAAGCGCUGCAUGAUUAAAGCGUGCGAAGUCUUGUGUCCGGACCAAAAGGAAGCAUUUUUGAACUUAAGCCUAAGCAGAAAUACUGUUGCUGAUCGGAUCGGUGAGCUUGCCGCUGUUUUACAAGGACAGCUGGUUGAAAAGGGAAAGGGUUUCAUUGCGUAUUCCCUGGCUGUGGAUGUGAGCGCUGACAUCUCUGACACGGCACAGCUGACAAUCUUCAUCCGUGGAGUGGACUCAGGUUUAUGCAUUACAGAGGAAUUUUUGGACAUGAAAUCAAUGCACGGCACGACCACAGGAAAAGACAUAUUUGAAGCGGUAUCUAAAUGUGUAAAUGACAUGAAACUACCCUGGGACAAACUCACGGGACUGACAACAAAUGGAACACCUUCGAUGCGCGGGGGAAAGAGUGGAUUAGUGAGAAGGAUGCGAGAGAAGAUGAAGAGCGAGAAUUGCACACAUGAACUGACAGCAUAUCACUUCAUCAUACACCAGGAAACACUGUGCGGGAAAACUCUGAAGAUGGGACAUGUAAUGAGCAUUGUAACACAGACAAUUAACUUUAUAAGAGCCAAUGGUUUACAUCACAGUCAAUUUAAGUCUUUAUUUGAGGAAAUACAUUCUGAACUUGGUGAUCUGCCCUACCACACAGAGGUGCGAUGGUUGAGUCAAGAAAAAGUGCUCGUUAGGUUUUUUGAGUUGCGUACGGAAAUUUGUCAGUUCGUUGAAAGUAAAGGAAAAGACUCCACAGUACUGCGGGAUGAAAAGUGGCUGUGCGAAUUGGCUUUCCUGUGCGAUAUAACAAAGCAUCUCACUACGCUAAAACUUCAGCUUCAGGGACGGGACCGUAUGAUCACGGACAUGUAUGAUGCAGUGAAAGGCUUCCAAGUAAAGCUGCGACUGUGGGAGACUCAAAUGCAGCAAGGAAACCUGAGUCACUUUCCCUGUUGCCAAACAAUCAUCAGCCAAGUCUCCUCCACCUUUGUGUUCUCACACGCUCAGUUUGCUGAUAAACUGAGCGCACUUCAGAUGGAGUUUAUGCGCCGCUUUGUCGAGUUUGAAGCGCAGACGUUCAAUUUUGGACUGCUCGGUCAUCCCUUUUCAGUUGACGUGAAGAAAGCACCUGCAGACAUCCAGGCGGAGCUGAUAGAACUCCAGUGUAGCAGCACACUUAAGGCAAAGUAUGAUUCUGUAGGGUCUGCACUUUUCACCAGGUUCAUCCCUGAAACGAUGCCCCAGCUCCGCCUACAAGCUGCUCGAAUGCUCUGUAUGUUUGGUAACACGUACCUGUGUGAGAAAGUUUUCUCUGUGAGGAGGGUGAACAAAAGCGCACACAGAAGUGUUCUCACUGAUGCACGCCUCCACUCUAUCCUGAGAGUUUCCACAGCUCAAAACCUAACCCUAAACAUGGAUGAACUUGUAGCCAAGAAAAGAUGCCAAGCAUCCAGGUCGGACAAAAAGGGUCAGCCAAUGAAGAUGGCCAGGGUACCCCUUCACCGUGGAGAAGCUCUAUCUGGUCUCUCUGCCGCAACAUCUCUGGGCUCUGUAUCCUUUGAGGACGUGGCUGUGUAUUUCACGGAAGAGGAGUGGGCUCUGCUGGAUUCUAGCCAGAGAGCCUUACACAGAGAAGUCAUGCUGGAGACUUCUAGGAAUCUGGCUGCUGUGGGUUACAGGCAGGAGCAUAAGAACCACCAGGAACCCAGCUUAGCGCUAUUCCAGUCUGAAGAAAGGAUGCUUGGAAUUCAGAGGGUACUUCAAAGGACUAUGACAAGCUGCCUAAAGAAUGAAAGGAAGAAAUCUUUUCCUGAUCACAAUGAAGUCCUCAGCCUCCCAGCUCAGCAACUUCAGCAACCAGUAGGAAGUGAAAAAUAUUUUGGUGGUGACAAGACAGAGAGAGCAAAAUUUGUUUUCACUGAAUAUUGUAUAAAGCAGACUGAAGAGGAACAAUGUGAGCGUCAAGAGUAUGGGCAAAAUAUCAAUCUUAGUACCUCUCUUGCUUUACAUCAGCCAACCUACAUUCCAGAGACACCAUAUGCACCUAUAAAUUGUGUAGAAAAAUUCACUUUAAACAGUCAUCAUAGGUCACAUAAAGAGAAGAACCCAUAUGCGUCUGGAACGGGUUUCGGCAAGAAACACUUGUUUAUUUUACCCCCAGAAAAUCCCCCAAUGGAAAAACUAUAUAAAUGUCUGAAGUGCGAAAAGACCUUCCCUCACAGAUGUAGGCUUACUGCCCAUGAACUGAUGCACUCAGGGGAGAAGCCAUAUAUAUGCCAGGUAUGUGGAAAAAGUUUCUGGCAGAUGGGUCAUCUCACAAGACAUCUACGAAUCCACACGGGGGAGAAACCAUAUAUGUGUCUUCACUGCGGAAGGAAGUUCAAUGAAAGUUCAGGCCUUAACAAACAUGUAAGGAGCCACACGGGGGAGAGACCAUAUAAAUGUACAGAGUGUGAUAAGAGCUUCAUUCGGAAAACUGCCUUAGUGUAUCAUAAAAGGAUCCACACGGGAGAAAAACCAUACACGUGCCUGGAGUGUGGGAAGAGCUUCGGGCGGAACAGUAGUCUUAUGCAACAUAAAAGAACUCACACUGGGGAGAGACCGUAUCAGUGUUUGGAGUGUGGAAAGACUUUCAAAUACAGCAGUCAUUUUAUUUGCCAUAAAAGGACUCACACAAGGGAGAAACUGUUCAAAUGCUCAGUGUGGCAAGAGCUUUAGUCAGGAAAGUCACCUUUCACUACAUAAAACAAUCCACACAAGAGUCUUCUAAACACACCAGAAAUAUGUUGACUUUGCAAUAACAUUCAGUUCGAAAGGUCGUCUCAUCAGAUCAAAAUGAAUCCACAUUGGAGAUCCAUAAAAAUGCCUGAAGUGUGGAAAUGGGUUAAAAUGUGGCAUUGUCCUUAUUUCCCACAGGAAAGCCUAUGACUAUGGACAAACUUUCGAUGGCCGUACUGGUCAUUCCUCCCACCCCCCCGAAAAUAUAUAUGUGAGUUUGGAUAAACUUCAUGGAUGCUAAACUUGCAGACUAGGAAGAAGUGAUGCAUACAGGAGAAGAGGGUACAUCAAGAAAUGGAGCAAAGCAACUAUUUUAAGAGGACGUGUCUUCUUAAAUACCAUAAAAGUUCCACUCAGGAGAAAAACUGCAUAAAAGAGUGGAACGUGGAGAGGACUGGUGUUAUUUUGCCUAGGUUUCCAACGAAUUAUGAACCCCUCUCCACAUUUUGUUAGACCAAUCUUGAAUAUUUUUCUUGCUAUAAUCUGGGACUGUUCUAUGAGAGGCUGAUGAGGAUUAUAUGGUAGGUCAGGGUUCAAGUCCCAUGAAAACAGACUGAGGCCAAUGGGAAUGUUUAGCCUUGUAAAAAAAAAAAAACAGACAAGAAGGAUCUAAUAUCUGUGUCGAAGCAUUUGAUGCGAUGCCCCAUAGAUGAAAGGUUUGUCCUGCAGUGCAGAAUAAAUAUAGUAGAAUCAGGUUUAAUGUUACAAAAAUAUUAUGAUAGUGAUGAAACUCUCAAAACACUCAAUAACUGCCUCGGCUGAUACCCCUCCCUUAAUAAAUACAGGAAAACACUUCCUCCUCUUCACAAAUCCCCAUUUUAUACAACUUUUUACAAAUUUACUAUGAUGAUUGUCUUUUAAUUUCACAGUAAAAUAUUUGAGCUUUUCUUUUCUAAGGACUGUGGGUAGUACUUGCUUUGCAACUCUUUGAAUUUACGAUGGACCACCCCCAAAAGAGAAAUAUGAACCAGUUUUGGGCUUGGAAUGGUGGCAUUCACCAAUCAGAAUAGAGCUGGAAGAGAUCUUGGAGAUCUAGUCCAACCUCCUGCUCAAACAGGAGACCCUAUACCAUUUUAGACAAGUGGCUGUCCAGUCUUUUGAAAGCCUCCAGUGAUGAAGCCCCCUCAACUUCUGAGGACAAGCCAUUCCACUGAGUAAUUGUUCUCACUGUUAGGAAGUUUCUUCUUAAUUCCAGCCUGCUUAUGUCCUUGAUUAGUUUCCAUCCAUUAUUUCUUGUCUUGCCUUCUGGUGCUUUGGAAAAGAUCACAUGACUGCAUUUCAGGCCCUUGGCCACUGGCACAUCUUUGCAGAUGGUUCCAUGUUCAUAUGAUUUAUACGGGGCUUUUUUUUUCUGGGAAGCGGACUUUUCAAAGUUUCUAGCAAAAAGGCCCAUAGGAAUACAUUGACUUUUUUAAAUGACUGCGGGCAUGUGCUUUACAACUGCUGCAAAAAGAUUCAUAAAAUCAGGUUCCUCAGGUGGGUAUCUCAAUUUGUGACUUACGACUUACGCUUACGAUUAGAAUUCGAGCCUCCAUUAUGGUCGUAAGUUGAGGACUAUACUUUCUUGUGCUGCUAAAAUUGUAAAUAAACUUCCCUCUCUUUUUA